Messenger RNA from Daucus carota subsp. sativus, 1062 nucleotides. RefSeq names its product large ribosomal subunit protein uL30w. The transcript has 7 exons. Gene Ontology annotation, cellular component: cytosolic large ribosomal subunit. Gene Ontology annotation, molecular function: RNA binding; structural constituent of ribosome. Lineage: Eukaryota; Viridiplantae; Streptophyta; Magnoliopsida; Apiales; Apiaceae. The record is from RefSeq and is a predicted model, not a curated record. Gene Ontology annotation, biological process: maturation of LSU-rRNA from tricistronic rRNA transcript (SSU-rRNA, 5.8S rRNA, LSU-rRNA). Bases 134 to 874 code for a protein of 246 amino acids.
AAAUCAUCUCUAACAGGCGAUCCCCACCGUCCAAAAAUAGGGUUAACAUUGGUUUAUAUCAUUCUCAUCUUACAUUAGGGUUUUACGAUCUCUCUCUCUGCGUCUCGCUCUCUCCAACUCGCACCCAGAGAAAAUGGUUGAGGUAGAAAUGAAGGGAAAUGCUGUGGUUCCAGAAUCAUUCUUGAAAAAGCAGAAGAGGGCGGAUGAAUGGGCUCUUGCAAAGAAGCAAGAGGUCGAAGCUACCAAGAAAAAGAAUCUAGAGAAGAGGAAGCUGUUCUUCAAUCGGGCUAAGGGAUACGCAGUAGAGUAUGCGAAGCAGGAUAGAGAGUUGAUAGACUUGAAGCGUGAGGCAAGAUUGAAGGGUGGUUUUUAUGUUAGCCCAGAGCCUAAGCUGUUGUUUAUCAUCAGGAUUCGAGGUAUCAAUGCCAUUGACCCGAAGACUAAGAAGAUCUUGCAACUUCUGCGAUUGAGGCAGAUAUUCAAUGGUGUUUUCUUGAAAGUAAACAAAGCAACUCUUAACAUGUUGCACAGGGUGGAGCCAUAUGUUACCUAUGGAUACCCAAACCUGAAAAGUGUUAAAGAGUUGAUUUACAAAAGGGGUCAUGGAAAACUUAAAGGACAGAGAAUUGCCUUGACCGACAAUGCCAUCGUCGAGCAGGCUCUGGGGAAGUUUGGAAUACUCUGUGUUGAAGACUUGAUCCAUGAAAUUAUGACUGUUGGACCUCACUUUAAGGAAGCAAACAACUUCCUCUGGCCAUUCCAGCUUAAGGCACCACUUGGUGGUCUGAAGAAGAAAAGAAACCACUAUGUUGAGGGAGGUGAUGCUGGUAAUCGUGAGGCCUUUGUCAAUGAGCUCAUCAGAAGGAUGAAUUAGCUUUCUCUUGGGUGGACUAUAUUGAUUUUGGUGGUACUCUGUUUACAUUUUUACUGUUAGUGCCUGGUGUUAGACUGUAAUUUGAGUUUUAUCCUUGCUUUAGUAAAAUUUUGGUGAUAAGUUGAAUUUUAUGGUUACUUGGUUCCUUUCAGGGAUGAAUGCAUUUUUUCUCAUGCUUUUGUUUUUAA